AUGGCUGGCCCUGGCAGCGGAAAGACCCAUACUCUCACCUCCCGUGUUGUCUGGCUUGUUGACACCAUCGGUUACGCGCCGCAGAAUGUCAUCGUUGCCACAUUCACCGUCAAAGCCGCUCGUGAGAUGCGAGAGCGCAUCGGCCACGCCCUUGGGGACGGGCGCGAGAACAGAAUGGUCCUUGGCACGUUCCACAGCAUAGCCCGUCGUUAUCUUGCAGCAUACGGCAGGCACAUUGGCCUCGACCAGAAGUUCGCCAUUGCCGAUGAUGGCGACUCCAGGGCCAUAAUCAACCGCAUUUGCAAACGCCUUCAGUUGAGCAUAGAUCCUGUCCAGGCACGUGCAUGGAUAAGCAAGAGGAAAGCAAAGGGCAAGGAGUGGAAACCAGCCUCCUUGCAAAGGAAACGCAGCGGCGAGGCAGCAGAGGGAGCCAAGUCCUUUGAGCUGUGCUACCGCGAGUACCAGGACCAUCUUGAGAGAUCUAAUCUCCUCGAUUACGAUGACCUUCUCACCCGCUGCGUUGAGCUGCUCCAGACGCAUCCGGCCUGCGUAUCCAAUGUUGAUGCCGUGCUCAUCGACGAGUACCAGGACACAAACGGCAUACAGUACGAGCUCAUGCGCCUCCUUGCUCAAAGACGCAACAGAAUCACCAUUGUUGGCGACCCUGAUCAGAGCAUUUAUGGAUGGAGGUCGGCAGAGAUCAAGAACCUCCAGCGUCUCUUCUCAGAUUUCCCUGACACGGACCAGAUCUCUCUUGAACAAAAUUAUCGCUCAUCACAGGCUAUCUUGGACGCGGCUCUGAGUAUCAUACAACAGGACUCGAAUCGGUACGAGAAAGUCCUUAAGCCUGUUCAUGACAAGGGCACAAGACCGACGCUGAGGCGGCUGAAAAGCUCGAUCGCCGAGGCACAGUGGAUAGUCAAGGAAAUUGGCCGCCUGCAGUUGUUGUCUGGCCGUAUGUUGGGACACAGUGAUGUUGCCAUCCUCCUCCGCUCGGCUGCACUGUCCAGGAAUAUCGAAUCUGCCCUUGGUCAGGCUGGCAUUCCUUACAAGAUGGUCGGCGGCGUCAAAUUCUACGACCGCGUGGAGAUCAAGAUCAUACUUGACUACUUGAGAGUAAUUUACCAGCCGGCAAACAAUGACGCCCUUGCGAGAGUUCUCAACGUUCCCAAGCGAGGCGUGGGGGAAGCUACGAUCAAGGCGCUGGUCGAAGAAGCUGAGCGGUCGUCCCUGAGUCUGUGGGCUUUGCUGGUCAAACACUGCCGCGGCGAUCGCUUGGCUAGGACCAACAUAAAAAAGUCAACCGAACAGAAGAUAAGCGGCGAGGUUAUUCGUCUCAUCUUGAACAUCCAGAAAAAGAUGGGCAGUUCACCAGAUGAUAAGCCGUACGGCCUGGUCGACAUUAUUGAUGAAAUUCUCACAAGAGUCGGCCUCGAGCGGUACCUCCAGGAGACGUACCCCGACACUGAAAAUUUCGAGCAAAGAUGGGCCAACGUGCAAGAGUUUAGGGCGCUUGGAAACGACUUCACUAAAGAUGUCGAUCAAGAUCAAGACGAACAGCUUCCCGAGGUCGAGGGGCUAGAACAAUUAGGAGAUUCCGAUGUUCUGGCCAGAUUCCUGGCCAACGUGGCAUUGGCAUCAGACACUCAGAAGAAAGGUGAAGAGCAAGAAGCUGUGCCCAUGGUCACCAUCUCAACCAUACAUGCUGCCAAAGGGCUCGAGUGGCCCAUUGUCUUUGUUCCAGCGGCUUACAAUGGAUCGAUUCCACAUUCGCGCUCUGAAGAUAGUGACGAGGAGCGCCGCCUGCUAUAUGUUGCUAUGACACGGGCAAAGGCUUUGCUUUACAUCAGUUGUCCAUUGUCCAGCUCAUCUUACGGCGGUGGCCAGUCCGAAGUGGAACUCUCAUCCUUUGUUGAGCCCGUGGCAAAGACAUUCGCCAAGAUCGGACCAGAUCUGGAAAGCCAUAAGCUUGAGGCAAUCGGCAGGAUUUUGGGGCGUGCCGCCCCCACACAACAAACGAUCUAUAGUGAACUUCCAGAAGGCUUCAGUCCAAAUGACGACCUUUUCCCCGAAGACCCAAGCCAGCAACAAGCAGCCACAGAUGACGCUGGCACAAGGCGGGACGAGCAUCCAUCCGAAGGCUUCGGUCGAAAACGCCCUCGGCUGGCCACCCAGAGUGGCAGCUAUGAAAGCAACGAGAAACCGCGGUGGGCAAGCGGAUAUACAACCACGAUGAAUCAGGCAGCUACCUUCACAAUGGCUUCGCAGCUCGGUUCCAUGGUGACGGCGGCUCAUCAGGCAAAUACCCUCACGACCCAAGUCGCUGGUAACACCACAGCUGGUCCUCCCUCAAAGCAGAAGAAAAUUGUUCGUUCAACCGGACAAGGUACUCUCCUCGGCUUUGUCAAGAAGGACUCAAACACAACUACAGAUGAUGCGCAUUUGAAUGCGUCGCGUUCCGCAUCUCUGCCGCGUUCAAACAUGCCUCGUGUACAACAAAAUGUACUGCCUGAGACGUUGACACAUGGCCCUUCGGAUGCUCCUAAACGCCCAGUGGUAGAUCCCAGCUUCCGUCGUCAUAAGCUCAGUGCCUCGAAGACAGUGGCGCCCAACUUACCAAAGCACGAAGAAACUAAAUCCGGGAGGCACUACACUCAAUUUUCAAGUUCUCCACCUCGGCCACCAACCCCAGACAAAGAAAUCGAGCCCGACACUAAAGGGCAAAACAACGAGAAUAAGCCCGAGCCGACUUCGGUCCCUACAAAGCGACCUGUUAGCUUUCACAACACCACCGUGCAAAAAACAAUAAGUGGUGUUCGGAGACCUCCCGGUCUAGCAGCUCCUCGUGUUGAGGCCGCGGCGUUGCAAAAGCUUCGAAAGCCAUUCAGGCCCCUGACUAUGAACCGACCGUCAAGAAGCUGA
Molecule: messenger RNA, 2922 nt
Organism: Diaporthe amygdali
Lineage: Eukaryota; Fungi; Ascomycota; Sordariomycetes; Diaporthales; Diaporthaceae
Exons: 1
Coding region: 1-2922 (973 amino acids)
Biological process (GO): recombinational repair
Cellular component (GO): nucleus
Molecular function (GO): hydrolase activity; DNA binding; ATP binding
Source: RefSeq, a predicted model, not a curated record